AUGAUGGGAAGUUUAAAUGAGGAACAGAAAAGACAAACAUUUGUUCUGAAAACGGCCUUCCUAAUCGCGAAAUCCAAACGACCGUAUGUCGAGGGUGAAGUAAUGAUAAAGCCGAGCCUCCAGAAUUUCGUCGAAUUGUUUGAGGGUGAAUCGUUCCACAGGAAAGUGAAGACAGCGGCCGACAGCGUAACGCUGAGUGAUACGACAGUAUGGAGAAGAACUGUUGAUUGUGCAAAUGAUAUUUCACAGCAAGUUAUUUCAUAUUUCAAAGAAUCGCCCCAAAAGAGUAUUGCCUUGGAUGAAUCAACUGACAAUACUUCGCAGCCACAGCUUGGCAUUAUAUGGGAGAUAUAUAAGUCCACGAGAAAACUUGAAAGAGGAGUUACUUGAGGUACUAACGUUGGAAACGACGACUAAAGGACAAGAUAUUUUCGAUAUUGUUAGCAGAUUUUUCGCGUUGAGUGGCAUUGAAUGGGGAUCCAUCAGCGAAUGCAACAUAGACGGUGCACCAGCUAUGAUUGGUGAUAUGAACGGCUUUAAAGGGCGAGUGAAGCGAGUCAAUCCCGACAUGAAAUUCAACCACAGCAUUAUUCAUCGGCAAGCCCUUGCGAGCAAGGACCUAUCGGUCGAAUUUGAAAAUGUGAUGGUCAUCAUAAUCAAUGUGAUCAAUUUCGUGAAAGCGAGAGAUUUGAAUGCACGCCUCUUCAAAAAAAUCUGCGAAGAAAAUGAUGCCGAAUAUGAAACCUUGCGAUUUCACAAUACUGUGAGAUGGCUGUCACGUGGUCGCGCUCUGAAGCGGGUGUUCUUACUUCGAGAGGAACUUUAUCAAUUUUUGACAGAGAAGGGUCAUAUAAAUGCCACUAAAUUCAACGAUCCUCAUUUUUUGGCUAAGCUGGCGUUCUUGACUGGCGUAUUUACUCAUAUGAACUUCCUCAAUACAAAUCUACAAGGACGGGGAAAGUUUGUGUUCGAGUUACACAACAGCAUCCGUGGUUUCAUAAACAAGCUUGGCGUGCUACGAGAAGAAGCAAUCCAGGACAAUUUUAUACACUUCGAAUGUUUCUUGGAACUGAUCUGCUUUCUCAAUGAUGACGAUAUUGACUUGACGCCCGAAGUCCGGAUUCUGUGCGACUAUUUACAAAAACUUGCAACUAAUUUCCAAGAACGAUUUCCAGGUCUAGAGGUGAAAGAUUUCACAAUCAUACAGGCGCCGUUUACCGGAAAACCACGCGAAGAGUUUGCAAUGGAACUGAGCCAACUCCAAGCGAACCCAAUUGCCAAACUGGAAUUUGAUUCAGAUCUAUCAAAAUUUUGGCUAAGUCUCAGCGAAGAACAAUAUCCAGAACUGAAAUCAAUAGCUCAGAAGGUAUUGGUGAGAUUUGGAACCACAUAUGUGUGCGAAUCAGUUUUUUCCGCGAUGACGUUCAUUAAGAAUAAAUACAGAAGCCGCCUGACAAAUGAGAACUUGUCGAUUAACAUGAAGCUUGCCACAACAUCCUACAUACCGAGAUAUGAAAAAAUUGUCAGGGGCAAAAAAUGACACUUGAUGCGAAAGUUAAGAACUCUGCAAUCGUUAUUAACGAUAAUUCUAACAGUUGAGUAAUACUGUCGAUGUUAUAUAGCUGUAAUAAAAAUAAUAAUGUUUCAGCACUCGACUAUAUUCUUGAUUCAAAUUUUGGCAGUGUUCAGGGUCGCGGGACACCUAUGAAGCUUGGGUUUGGGUCGCCGAAAAAAAGGGGUGAAGACCCCUGGCCUAGGCUAUUGGCAAACACCGAGAUUUUAUUGGCAUCUCACUAGAUUGAUCAACAACAGCCGAAGGGCCACAAAGAUGAAAUUAUCGAGUGGAAACCUAUAUACAUUCAUUAGACCUGGUAAUUAGGUCUAAUGAAUGUAUGUAGGUUUCCACUCGAUAAUUUCCAUCUACAGGGCCCUUCGGGUGUUAUUGAAUUGAGUGCGAAGCCAAAAUCUCGAUACUGUGUAUCACUAACAAUAGUGUACUGUGUGUGAUAAUGACCAAGUAUGAGAACAAGGCUUGUUGGUUUGACCAUGCAAGGAGCCUCAUUUGAAAUGCAAAAAUUUGUUUUUCAACAUUCCAGGUUAACUUAAUUAUCAUACAAUAAUUAUCCAUAAAACAGAAAGAAAACUGAAAUUCUAUUACAAUUUAAGUAAUAACAAUCAUCUAUUUAACAUGAGGACCUUAGCAUAUAAUCCCUCACUUCCAGUUCUACUUCUGCCUAAUCUGGCUUAUCGCACCAGGUUAUUUCUUACUUUGUUUUUAACAUUUAUUAAUAAAGUCGAUCCUCCCAUAUUAAACGUAUAUUUAUACUAUACAGCUAGUAACAUAUAAUAUACCUUUACUGCCUUGAAUAUCCAUUUCUCCCUGAAAGCGUAUAUCAACAGGUACUGUUUUAUCCACCAAUUCCUCGAUAUUCUUAAAUUGCAAAACAAUUGCAGUUGAACAGUCGUAUAUAUGUGCCAAGUUCCAAAUUAUAAAAUCUAUUUGAAGACCUACCUCCAAACCUAAAAAAUUUGUCAUUUCUUGCUCAGUCUCAGGGUUCAAUCCAAUAUGCCUUGAAGGAAAUUGAUCCGUUUGAGGCAAUAGUUGCUCAAUCUUUGAGACGCCGGUCGAACAACACCGACUGGAGACAGCAAAAAUUGGCUGUGUUGUUGUUGUUCCCAGCCGCAUGUUUGCCACACGAAGCCGUGUGA
Molecule: messenger RNA, 2709 nt
Organism: Paramuricea clavata
Lineage: Eukaryota; Metazoa; Cnidaria; Anthozoa; Malacalcyonacea; Plexauridae
Source: the annotation of a GenBank genome assembly